This is a messenger RNA of Syngnathoides biaculeatus (alligator pipefish), 2997 nucleotides long. Its product is annotated as gastrula zinc finger protein XlCGF52.1-like. The coding region runs from base 104 to 1318 and encodes 404 amino acids. The transcript is spliced from 2 exons. Gene Ontology annotation, biological process: regulation of immune system process; regulation of cytokine production; negative regulation of transcription by RNA polymerase II. The record is from RefSeq and is a predicted model, not a curated record. NCBI's taxonomy places the organism in Eukaryota, Metazoa, Chordata, Actinopteri, Syngnathiformes, Syngnathidae.
AAACGAAAAGUGUGGGGGGGGGGGGGGGGGGGGAAUCUUCUGUCGUGUCGGAACCGGAACGGACGACGAAGGGCGACUUCGGGCGGGAACCGUGGACCAAAACAUGGACUCGCACUCUGCAGACGCCAGACCCCUUCGCAUCAAAAAGGAAGAAGCCGAACCGGAGACCCCUCCGGUUAAGGAGGAAGAUGAGAAUCCGCAGCGGCCCCGUGGCUUCAAAAGGGAAGGCGGGGGAGAAGAGUCUCCGCACAUCAAAGAAGAAAAAGAGGACGUGGACGUCAGUCAGGGGCUCGGAGAGCGUCUUGAAGGUCUGCGUGGGAAACGGGAGGAAGGGGAGGCUGACAUCGGCCAUCUUCCUCUCAUUCGUGUCAUUGUGAAGGCUGAAGGCGACGACCAAGCGGAGUCUUCGCUGCUCCAGCGCAGUCGAAGCGAGUCGGAAGCGGACGGCGAGGCCAGAGAGAAACCUUUUGCGUGUCCGUUUUGCGCCAAGGGAUUCACUCGAAGGACGCAUUUAAAGUCACACGUGAUGACGCACACCGGAGAGAAACCCUUUCCUUGCUCGGAUUGUUCGCAGAAGUUCUCCUCCAAAAGCAACCUGAAGUCACACAUGAGAACGCACACCGGGGAGAAACCGUUUCCUUGCCCGAUUUGCAGCGAACGAUUCCCUCGGAAACACACGCUGAUGGAGCACAUGAGGACGCACACGGGAGAAAAACCUUUUCCCUGUGCCGUUUGCCACCAGACCUUCUCUUCCAAGAGCAACUUGAAGGCCCACACGAGAAGACACACGGGCGAGAAACCUUUCGAAUGCUUAGCCUGUGGUGAAGGCUUCACCACAAAAGCCAUUUUGUUGGCACACACCCGAAAACACACCGGAGAGAAACCCUUCACCUGCUCAAUUUGCGGCGAAAGAUUCACCCGGAAGGACACUUUGACGGUCCACACGAGGACACACACGGGAGAAAAACCUUUUCCCUGUUCAGUUUGCCGGCAAAUGUACUCGUCCAAGUGCAGUUUGAAGAUACACAUGAGGAGACACACCGGCGAGAGACCGUUUGACUGUUCUGUGUGCGACGAAAGCUACGCGACCAAAGCCAUUUUGGUGGCGCACAUGAGAACGCACACGGGGGAAAAACCAUUUUCCUGCUCUGAGUGCGCUCAAACCUUUGCUCAUAAGUGCAACUUGAAGACGCACAUGAGGAAACACGCUGCCGUGGAGAAAUUCAUGACUUGUCCUCAGGGAUGCAAUCACAGGUUUUCUUCUCCGGUGGAGGCGGACAACCACCGGUGUGCUGCGGAGAAGACUGCCAAUCACUGAUGCUGCCCAAAACUUCAACUCUCGUCAGCAACAUUCACUUUUGCAAGGACUUUCAGGAUAUCAUCAUCUACGCUCCAUAAAAUCAUCAAAAGAUUCCCGGACUCUGGAGAAAUCUUUGCAUGCGAGCGACAAGGCCCAAAAAAAAAAAACCCCAACAUGGAACCCGUGACCUUCGAUCCCUCGGGUGGCACUGCAUGAAAAAAAAAAAUGGCGUCAGCAACACUUCAGAAAACCUUUGUCAGUUUGCGGCCACAUCUGCAAACGUUAAAAGUUAAAAACUCGACCUUGCAAAUAGAAAGAAACGCUGUCGGCCGACUUCUCUUCUGCGAUGGACCGACGUAAAGUGAAAAACUGUGCUUUGGUCCGCGUGUGUGAAGGCGACACGGACCCUUGCGCAACUUGAGUUGCAAGAAUUGGAAAAGAAUUUCAGCUCCGGGGGCUUCUGCGAUGGUUCCCUCCCACAUCUCCAAAAGACGUGUCGAAGGGUGAGUGCGAACGGUUGCUUGUUACUAUGUGCCCUGCGAUUGGCCGGCGACCGGUUCCGGGUGUACCAGCCGGGAUAGGCGCCACCAGGCCCGCGAGCUUUGAGAGGAUAAGCGGCUCGGAAAAUGGACGACGGAUGGACUUGCCAAAGACUUCUCGCGUGGUGAUGUCGCCCAUCGCUCAACACAAAAAUCAGUUGCCAAAAUCAAGAAAGUUGAUCACUUUCGACGUGAAAUUUUUGGGGUCUUUGGAGUGUGUCAGCUUGAAAAGAGUUUUCAAAUCUUUUCCUUCUACACAACUUCAUUGGAAAUGAGUUUUAUAUUUUGCAAAACAAAAGUGCAAAAGUUCAAAGUCUGCUCAUUAAAUGUGUGUCCAUUGGGAUUUGUUGAUUUCUUUUUCUUUUUUUUUUAUUGAAGCGGUGCCACGAUUAGUUGAUGAAAUGAUCAUCAAACAGAUCCCGGUUCACAGUUCUGGGGACCCGGGUUCGAUCCCCCCCGUGUGGAGUGCGCAUGUUCUCCCCGUGCCUGCGUGGCUUUUCUCCGGGUGGGCACUCCGCUUUCCUCGCACACCCCAAAAACACGCAACAUUCGUCGGCCACUCCAAAUUGCCCCUGUGAGUGCAACCGUUUGUCUCGAUGUGCCUUGCGAUUGGCUGGCGACCGGUCCAGGGUGUACCCCGCCUCCUGCCCGUUGACUGCUGGGAUGGGCUCCAGCACUCCCGGCACCCUUGUGAGGAUAGGCGGCGAAAAAAAAUGGAUGGAUGUGUGGAUAAACCUUCGCGAGAGACGUAAUCUUGCACGUUGAAGAGGCAAAUUUCUGCGUUUCGGUCUUGUCGUGAUCUUGAAACCUCGAACUCGGUCGUUCCGGCCGUGUCCUGCCAUCCCCUCGGCCAACACGGGAACUUGAUCCAUCUGGUGAAAAAGAUUAUACGGCAGACAAAGAGACGCGUUUGUCAUUUUGGAGGCUGACCUGAUGUCAGACAGCAGCACGGCAUGAAAAAAAAAAAAAAAAAAGAAGUACAAAUCCAACAAACUGUACGACGUGGUGUGCCCAACGCGCACAUCUCGUAUCUGAAGGAGCCACUCGGUGUCAUCACCAGCAACAAAAACACACAAAAGGCAUUCAAAAGUCAUCUGAAAGAAAGAAGAAGAAGAAGAAAUCCAAGUACGCCACGCAAUUUUUACCCUUCUUGAAAAG